AUGUGGUUAUCGCGGUCGAUUGAGUUCUGGGGAUACCGGUUCGGUAUCAGCGCAAAUGCCGAAGGGGCCUCGACGCUGACACCACUCGAUUGGCACUUAUCUACUGGUCAGUACGAGAUCGGCCAGUGGGGAGAAUCCCCAGAUGUCAAGACGGCUGCCGAAGCCGCGAACAAAGGGAUCAACGAGGCGUUAUGUAGCCAUCGUCAACACGAGGCCCAGGCACAGGGACUCGUCCAGGGACGGGCUCGUCUAUCGCAGGACGUGAGGGUAGUAAUACAAGCGCGGACAGCGGUCUGGCCGAGCAGGGCGUCCGGGGUCUGGCCAAUGGCAGUGCGCGCUGCGCACCCCGGCGGCUUCCCAUUGGUGCACGCCAAAAGGGCUGAAGAGCCGGACGACCUGUUGCGGCGCUGCCCCGCCCGGCCUCUGCCGCUGACAAAUGCCCCAAGAUUCCUCAUCGCCGCAACCUUCGAGACCAAGUACUGUGCAGCAUCUUCCCCAGCCGAGCCAUCGCAUCACAAUCACCACAUGCCUCCCCCUCGCGACCCCUUCUGGCGCUGA
This is a messenger RNA of Trichoderma citrinoviride, 558 nucleotides long. RefSeq lists its product as hypothetical. Bases 1 to 558 code for a protein of 185 amino acids. The transcript is spliced from 6 exons. The record is from RefSeq and is a predicted model, not a curated record. Lineage: Eukaryota; Fungi; Ascomycota; Sordariomycetes; Hypocreales; Hypocreaceae.